This is a messenger RNA of Bacidia gigantensis, 921 nucleotides long. RefSeq lists its product as uncharacterized. The transcript is spliced from 3 exons. Gene Ontology annotation, molecular function: aralkylamine N-acetyltransferase activity. The coding region runs from base 1 to 921 and encodes 306 amino acids. Gene Ontology annotation, cellular component: cytoplasm. The record is from RefSeq and is a predicted model, not a curated record. NCBI's taxonomy places the organism in Eukaryota, Fungi, Ascomycota, Lecanoromycetes, Lecanorales, Ramalinaceae.
AUGCCGCGAGAUCUCAACCUAAGCUCGAGUCCUGUCGUUGCAAGUCCUGAGUCAAAGACCCCUCGGCCAGAGGACAACGAGGAGACGGCAUUAAGGGACGAUAACUUUAAGGAAUUCACCAUACACCGAGAUGAGAGGCAUCUGAGCAUGCAACUACUACGAGAAGGCCGUGCAAAGGCCGACGGGAGAAAUGAACUCCAUCCAUAUGUGCAGACUCUGAGUUUCUCGAAUCUGGAAAGCUGCAUCGCACUAGAAGAUGCAAUCUUUCCUCCACAAGAGCGCUGUACAAGAGAUAAGUUCGAAUACCGUCUCAGUGUCGCGCCCGAGCUGGCUCUUGGUCUUUUCUCCACUAUGACUAGCGAUCAAGAUCUGUCCUCCGUUCCCACCUACGAACAUGCCCGUCCGGCUUAUUCCGCACAGGCCUCACGCAAACAGACGCUCGUUGGAAUGGUGAUUGCGACCAAGACCUCUGCUCCUGGGGUCACAGAUGCCUCCAUGGAGCGCCCAGACGGGCCGAUAGAUGGGAGGGGUCAUCACGAAGCCGGAAGAACAAUUUGCAUACAUUCAUUUGGAAUCUUACCAGCUUUUCAAGGACGGGGUUUGGGGAAGGUCUUAUUCAAGAGCUACCUGUCAAGGAUGGAAAGCAGCGGGAUCGCAGAUAGGAUUGCUCUGAUAUCGCAUGAACAAUUGACGGGCAUGUAUACCAAUCUUGGCUUUAUGAAUAAGGGCAAGAGCGAUGUCAAGUUUGGCGGCGGGGGCUGGACUGAUCUGGUGAGGAUGCUCCUUCGAAGUUGGAUUCGUAGCCAGGAUUUGGCACUAACGAGGACCUUUAGACCUACGAAUUUAACGACCACAUAUCAGGAUUUGGCUUUUAAGGAUGAUGGAAUGAUCAGUGACGGCCACAGAUCAUAUAUGUACUAG